Lodderomyces jiufengensis is the source of this 1680-nucleotide messenger RNA. RefSeq names its product chaperonin-containing T-complex subunit (gene CCT6). Gene Ontology annotation, molecular function: ATP binding; ATP hydrolysis activity; ATP-dependent protein folding chaperone. The coding region runs from base 1 to 1680 and encodes 559 amino acids. Gene Ontology annotation, cellular component: chaperonin-containing T-complex. Gene Ontology annotation, biological process: protein folding. The record is from RefSeq and is a predicted model, not a curated record. Lineage: Eukaryota; Fungi; Ascomycota; Pichiomycetes; Serinales; Debaryomycetaceae. The transcript has a single exon.
AUGUCAUCAUCAAUUCAAUUGCUUAAUCCAAAAGCAGAAUCAUUUAGACGUGAUCAAGCAUUACAAGUAAAUAUAAGUGCAGCUCAAGGAUUACAACAAGUUUUAUCAUCAAAUUUAGGUCCAAAAGGAACCCUUAAACUUUUAGUAGAUGGAUCAGGUGGAUUAAAAUUAACAAAAGAUGGGAAAGUAUUAUUAACAGAAAUGCAAAUCCAACAUCCUACUGCAGUAAUGAUUGCAAGAGCAGCAACAGCACAAGAUGAAAUUACUGGUGAUGGUACAACAACAGUUAUAUUAUUGGUUGGAGAAUUAUUAAAACAAGCAGAAAGGUUUAUAAGUGAAGGAGUACAUCCAAGAGUUAUAGUAGAUGGAUUUGAUAUUGCUCGUGAAACAAGUUUGAAAUUUUUAGAUGAAUUUAAAACUAAAGUGGAAAAUUUUGAUCGUGAAUUUUUAUUACAAAUUGCAAGAAGUUCAUUGAUUACUAAAGUAAAUAAUGAAUUAGCUGAAAUUUUAACUCCAAUAGUUACUGAUGCAGUAUUAACUGUUAAAAGUGAUGAUCAUCCAUUAGAUUUACAUAUGAUUGAAAUUAUGACUAUGCAACAUGGAAAUUCAAAAGAUACUGAGUUAAUUAAAGGUUUAGUAUUAGAUCAUGGUGCAAGACAUCCAGAUAUGCCUAAAAAAAUAAAAAAUGCUCAUAUUUUAAUUUUAAAUGUAUCAUUAGAAUAUGAAAAAACAGAAGUUAAUUCAGGUUUUUUUUAUUCAUCAGCAGAACAACGUGAAAAAUUAGUUGAAUCAGAAAGAAGAUUUGUAGAUGCAAAAUUGAAAAAAAUAGUUGAAUUAAAAAAUCAAGUAUGUCCAAAUAAUGAUUCAGGAUUUGUAAUAAUAAAUCAAAAGGGUAUAGAUCCAAUGUCAUUAGAUGUAUUAGCUAAAAAUGGUAUAUUAGCAUUAAGAAGAGCUAAAAGAAGAAAUAUGGAAAGAUUACAGUUGAUAUGUGGAGGUGAAGCUCAAAAUUCAGUUGAUGAUUUAUCACCAGAAAUUUUGGGAUUUUCAGGUUUAGUUUAUGAAAAUAGUAUUGGAGAAGAUAAAUUUACUUAUGUUACAGAAAAUAAAGAUCCAAGAUCAGCUACAAUUUUAAUUAAAGGUUCAAAUUCUCAUAUUUUACAACAAACAAAAGAUGCAAUAAGAGAUGGAUUAAGAUCAGUUGCUAAUGUUAUAAAAGAUAAAAGUAUUAUACCUGGAGCAGGAGCAUAUUGGUUAAGUUGUAAUAAUUAUUUAUUAAAUGAUAAAUCAAUAUUAAAAGGCAAAAACAAAUCAGGUAUAAAAGCAUUUGCAGAAUCUUUAUUAAUUAUUCCAAAAACUUUAUCACAAAAUGCAGGUUUAGAUCAAUUAGAAACUAUUUCUAUAUGUCAAGAUGAAAUAAAUGAUGGUCAUGUUGUAGGUAUAGAUUUAAAAAGUGGUGAACCAUUAGAUCCAUCAAUUGAAGGUAUAUGGGAUUCUUAUAGAGUUAUAAGAAAUGCUAUAAGUUCAGCUACUGGUAUUGCUUCAAAUUUAUUAUUAUGUGAUGAAUUAUUAAAAGCUGGAAGAUCAUCAUUAAAAGAAGGCGGUGGUCAAGGUGGUCCUCCUGGUGGAGCACCUGCCGGAAUGCCUCCUGGUGCUGGUGGAAUGAUGCCAGGAAUGAUGUGA